AUGGAUACCAGACCAUAUCUUAUAAUGGAAUUGAUGAUAGACAGUAAUAAAGAACAGCUUGAUGCUAUUGAACAGGACGCAAAAGAAAAUGGUUACACAUAUGGCUGGGAUGAAGAUGGUUAUCUUGUUAUCACCGAAUCCAAUGGAGACACCAUAGCAUGGGGGUCAAAAUGGGAAAAGAAUGAUAAAGUCGAAGAUACCGGAUACGCAGCAAUGCUUGCAUGGACUUUGAAAGAUGCCCAAGAAUACGGUGAGAAGCUUAAGAAGGCAGGAUAUGAUCAGGAUGUAACUUCAAUGGAUACUGACAGUAUGUAUAUGUAUCUUGGAAGUAACGGUGAAUAUAUGGCUACUGUUACGUGGGGAGCAGGCGAUGGAACAAAUGGUGCUCUCAGCAUCAGCCAUAAAUAG
Molecule: messenger RNA, 408 nt
Organism: Cylicostephanus goldi
Lineage: Eukaryota; Metazoa; Nematoda; Chromadorea; Rhabditida; Strongylidae
Source: the annotation of a GenBank genome assembly